Molecule: messenger RNA, 606 nt
Organism: Cladophialophora psammophila CBS 110553
Lineage: Eukaryota; Fungi; Ascomycota; Eurotiomycetes; Chaetothyriales; Herpotrichiellaceae
Exons: 2
Coding region: 1-606 (201 amino acids)
Cellular component (GO): membrane
Source: RefSeq, a predicted model, not a curated record
AUGGCUUUCACAAGGCAAACUACGUCUGCUAGCUACGAUGGUGCUACGGUUGCUGUCUCCCAGCCUACGAUCACGACCACGACCACACCAUACUUCUCUUCGUACGCCUUCGCUCUGCACUCGAUACCCGCCGCGUGGAUGCUCUCGGUCCCGCCGCACGCGUACCUCUUUUCCAAACUGAUGACGGCGUCCGGGUACGCGUACUCGAACCUGGUGCCGCGGGCCCAGCUGGCGACGUUGGCGCCGACGUUGCCAAAGGCCACGGCCGACAUGCUCUGGCGUGCGAGAGGGUGCCAUUUGAAUGCAUUGGAGGGGUUCCCGCUGUUCGCGGCUGCAAUGCUCGCAGGCACACACGCCAAGCUCGACGCCCGCGACCUCAACACCUGCGCGGCGGAGUACCUCGUCGCCCGCACGCUCUACAGCGUGCUGUACAUGACGGUGCGCAGUGAGCGGGCCAGCUACCUGCGCUCCGCGGUCUGGGCGUGGAGCGUGGGCAUCCCGGCCUACGUGCUCUGGAAGGCCGGGUGGAGGAUCGUUGACGGCUAUGGGCCAGCGCAAGAGCAAGAGUCUGCGCGAGGUGCGGCCGGUCAGAAGGCGAGUCUGUAA